Staurois parvus is the source of this 300-nucleotide messenger RNA. Lineage: Eukaryota; Metazoa; Chordata; Amphibia; Anura; Ranidae. The record is from the annotation of a GenBank genome assembly.
AUGAGGAUGAAGAAGAAGAAGAAGAAGAGGAUGAAGAAGAAGAAGGAAGAAGAGGAUGAGGAUGAGGAAGAAGAAGAAGAAGAAGAGGAGAGGAUGAGGAUAAUGAAGAAGAAGAAGAUGAAGAAGAAGAGGAUGAGGAUGAAGAAGAAGAAGAAGAAGAAGAAGUAGGAUGAAAAUAAGAAGAAUUCCAGUCCAGCAAAAAGUGUCCCUGCAGAGAGCUCCGCUAUUUCUGACAGUUCUCUGACAGUUCCUUCACAUUUACAGCGGUUGCAACAAUGUAUCUAUUUGUUUCCGAAUAAA